Molecule: messenger RNA, 1566 nt
Organism: Botrytis fragariae
Lineage: Eukaryota; Fungi; Ascomycota; Leotiomycetes; Helotiales; Sclerotiniaceae
Exons: 3
Coding region: 1-1566 (521 amino acids)
Source: RefSeq, a predicted model, not a curated record
AUGUCUCAUCCUUGGCUCGUUCAAGAACAAGACCGCUGCAACUAUGGUCUUCAAUGGCAGCAGGUAAUUGCCACCAAUCAAGCACCAAAUGUCGUCCUCGGUCCACCAAACUUCCAUUAUCCUCCAGAGAAGAACGUAUUUGCUGUUCAGGGCGAACAAGAUCAGCAAUAUAUUCAAGACUUCGAAACCAACAUUCGCUCUCCAAUCAAAGAUUUUCUUGUCUCCGAGCUAUCUGAUUGUACAUGGACCUUGAAUAUACUGCGUCUCGGCUUCGAGAAUAAUAGAUGCGAUAAUCCAGUUGUCAUGCACCUUUUCAUUCAAAAGUCAGAUUACUUCUUCGACCAUGGAAACAAUGCUAUCAAGGUCCUGGAAGGCAUGGAAUGGGUCAUCCCCCAGAAUACGAAAAGUCCCGAGAAAUACUUCAUCGACAUUUGUCAAAUUUAUAGUUCAACACUGAGAAGCUCCGGAUUGCAAAGCAACCGAGGUGUUGAUCUCACUCAUAAUUUUGAGAAAAUAUAUGAAGAAUACACUCCACUUCCUGGUCUUUCGAUCGGACGCGAAGAAUACAGUGCUGCUGGUUCCUUGACUGGCUUCCUGAGACAUAACGAUGAUAUCUACAGUCUCACUUGCAGACACGUUGCUUUUCCGGACAAAAACUUUCGGACCGGUUACAAAUAUCAGAAUGGGAAGGAGAAAUUGCAAGUAUCUAUACCUGCAAUGAAGGAUCAUGCUGAAACCAAGAGCAAAUUGAAAUUCGCUCUUGAUAACAUCGAAUUCGAAACCAACAAUGUGCGCUUCGAGGAUGCGGCCAGUAUUGACGAAGAGUAUAUGCUGUGCAUAGAGAGACAAGAAAUGCGUCGAAAGUUGACCCUCGCUCGAUACAACGCUGCUGAAGACUACUAUCCUAAUGCUGGCUAUGUUUCUGCUGCCCCAGAGGCAUGGCGCAAAGUUUCUGGUUAUACUGGAAAUCUCGAUUGGGCUAUCAUCCACAACGUUUGCUUACCUCGAACAAGAUUCGUAGAAGAAGCUCAAAUCUCCAGUUUGAUUCAAAGCAAACAAAAAGAACACCAGUGGUCAAACGAUGAGUGCCAAGCUUUCAAUUCAAAGUGUCAAGCAUUACAAGAUUCGCAGGAAUUUAAUAUCAAGCAUCCGAGCUCAUCUUCGGCUCUGGGCACAAACAAGUUCUACUUCAAAGCACCAAGUCGAACAUUGGGCUGGCUGGCAUGUGAAUUGAAUUCCAUCAGAAACAUCCACCACGAAAAUGGCCAUGGAGAAUCAGAGGAAUGUGUAUUUGUUGGCGCGUUGCACGGGGGAGCAGCAUCUGGUGGAGGUGAUUCUGGCGGAGGUGAUUCUGGUGCCUUGAUCUACGAUAUCGAUAUUGACACUACGAAUUCCGAGAGGCAUGCUGCGGCCCUCAUACCCAUGGCUAUGAUUUGGGGUGGUAACCAUCAUGGAUCGGUUGUUUCGGGCUUUGGUGAUGUUACAUAUGCGACCCCCAUCGGCGCAGUAUUGAAGGAUAUAGAGUCUGAGAUGGGAUGGGAUGAAGGAAGUCUUAAAUUCUGCUAA